Ceraceosorus guamensis is the source of this 3026-nucleotide messenger RNA. RefSeq lists its product as hypothetical. Bases 495 to 3002 code for a protein of 835 amino acids. Lineage: Eukaryota; Fungi; Basidiomycota; Exobasidiomycetes; Ceraceosorales; Ceraceosoraceae. The transcript is spliced from 2 exons. The record is from RefSeq and is a predicted model, not a curated record.
GACGGAUGCGACUCAUCCAGACUACUACUUGCUGUUCAUCUAUCUAGCCGAGGAAAUCAAGAAUGCAGCCGCGUCUUCCGAGCGAGGGCACGCGUCUCACCCGAAUAAAUCUGCCGCGCGCCGCGCGCGACGCAGUCUGACGGUCUAGUCACGUGCGCCAAAAGACCAAGUGUUGGUUGAAGUGGAUUCUACGAGCCUAUACGUUUUGCUUCCAUGCUGCCUGCUGCCUGCUGCUACUGCCGCUGCUGCUGAGGUCGAUCCAUCCAUCACCGAUACGAACCCUGAAGAUCGAUCGACCAAACAUUCUGAUUCACGAUUGCAACUCUCACACAUCACAACACUCACGACUCCCCUGACUUCCUUGACACGCUUUGCGCGUAGCACUACCUGUGACUGAGCAAGCGUCCCAAUAUUCCUCGACCUUGACACUCAUACAAGCGCGCUCCGAUCGGACGGACGCAUACAGCCCACGCCUGCUCGCUGAAUCGCACAGCAUGUUUGGUGCAUCUCGGCGUGUCAAUGCGACACCAGUACUUGCAGGAGCGGACAAAGAGAAUGACGUGCCUGUAGCCUCUCGACAAGCGAGCGGAUCUCUGGGGGCAGCCGGUGUCAAGGCCAAAGAGGAGGCUCGGGCGCGCAAAGUGGAAGCGAGACUUGUGGAGGCGGAGAGGGAGCUCAUCGAACUGAAGCGAUCCAAGGAGGAAGUCGACGUGGAGCUGCGCUUGGCAGGUCAAAAGAGAUUGAAGCUCGAAUCGGCCUUGGAGAAAGCAAGAUCCUCGUCAACUUCUGGCACGAACCUCGCUGCACUGCGAGCGCAGUUCAAAGAGUUGGAAUCGCUGCACGCGACGAGCAAAUCGGAGUGGAGCGGAGCAGUUGCCAAAAACAAGACGGAGCGCGAUGAGGCAAGAAGCGCGGCUAGACGUUUGGGACAAGAAGUGGAGAGCUUGAGGGUGAAGGUGGAAGAUGCACAGACCGAGAAUGCCGAGUGGCGAGCCGAGCUGGACAGAAGAAGCGCGGCGUUGAGCGAGGCGGAGCAGCGCGCCGAGGAUGCGGAAGCCAAGCUGCAAGAACAGCUCGAGCAGCACGGCGACGCUUCGCAGCAGAUGCACAGCCUGCAAGAACAGAUCACUAGCUUGGAAGAGGAGGUGCAGAGCUUGGAUGAGCAGGUCGACCUGUUCAGAGGUCGCGAACAGGCUCUCAUGAAGGCGUCUGCGUCCAUAGGGCAGGAACUGCAAGCUGCCAAGCUGGAUCGAGCGGAUGUCAUGCGCAUGAUGAAGAUCUCUACAGCUCAAGGCAAGGCUGCGCAAGCUCAGAUGGAGCAGAUGGAGCAGGAGAAGGGAAUGUCUGAAGAUGCUUUGAGCGCUGUGAAGGAGCAAGAACAAUCUCUGCGCUCUCAGCUGGCCGAAGCGCAGGAACACAUCCAAAAGUUGCAAAGCAGGCCUUUCUGCGAGAUCCAUAUCAGUGCGGAGUCGAGCACGCCUCCUCAGUGCCAACAUGCGCCAUCCGACAAUGUGCAGGAGCUCCAGCUGGAUCGGGAAGCGUAUGAAGCGGCGAUCGCCGAUGUGAAGCAGCGAGAACAGCUGAUUCGCAUCGAGCUGGACGGGAUGCAGGACAUGGUGACGAGGAUGCAACAUGAGCUGGCCGAUUUCCACGAGCGCCAGCCGGAUCUGCUUCGAGAGGCUUCUUUGGCCCAUCAGGCCAUCGUUCAGUCGCAAGAGCUAAAAAAGCGCGUCAGUACGCAAGAAGCUCAGCUCAGCGCCUUGAACGCUUCGCUGGCUAAAGCGCGGGAAGAAGCGGUGGAAGGAUCAAGUAGAGCACAGGCAUGGCAGGUGCACAACGAAGCUCUGCAGAAGGAGGCGUGCUCGCUCAAGGAGCAGAACAAGUGUCUCGUCUCUCGGCUCAACAACGCAAAGGCCAAAGAAGAUCGCUGGAGCGACGACUGCAACGAGCUGCAGGAAGCGCUCGCCAAUGCAGAGCGCUACCAAAGCGCCUACGAAACGCUGUCGAAAGAGCACAAGGUGCUACUCUCUCGCGCAUCGCAUGCCGAGUCUGAAGCUUCACUGCUUUCUACGCUCAAUGCUGAUCUAGCAUCACACGAGAAUCCGAUGCAAAAAGUGCACUACAUGGAUCGACUUCGGCGAGAGCGCGACGAGGCGAAGUACGAGGUGGUAGGUCUCGAAGAAGAGGUGCGGACUUUGAGACAACAGAUGCAAGAGAUCAAGAGGAAGUUGCACUGCUUCGAAGCUAUCGAGGUGCCCCUUGCUCAGAGGCAGAGGACCACGUUGACUCGCGUAAAGAGGUACGCACAUCAUCGCUCCUCUUCGGCUAUAAAGAGUCUGGAAAAGAUUAGGUUGAACAAGACGGCUCCUUUGCCUCUGGAAGCUUUGGAAGCUGCUCAGAGGCAGAUGAGCUCGCACCGAGAAGCCGAAGAGCCACAGGAGGAAGAGGAGCACCAAGACGAGGAGGAGGAAGACGAGCAGCAGGAGCCUGCGACUUUGAACCAAACUCACCGAUCUGAACGCGAACGGCGAGAUUCAAAGCGCAGAAGAUCGGUCAAGGGACCCACGACCUCCACGCCUUUUGUGCAGAGCAAGCCCGCGGUUCGGGUCCAGCGCGCUGCAGGUCGAACCUCGCUCGUGGCAGCUCGUUGCGAGCCGAUGCAAGCGCGUCGAUCUUUAUUGGCCUCUCUACCCGCCAUCCCUCUAGCCGACGAGAGAUCCGUAGAUGUGCCCUCAGUUGCCCAAGAAGGGCAGCAGCCAGCACGACGAGGACGUGAAGAAGCGAAUGUAUGGUGCGAUGAACCUGUCCCUGCUCCUACCGCAGCAGCUCUUCCUCGAUCCCACUCCCUCGGCCAACUCGGUCCGGCUUCUCCGGCGGCCAAGAGUGCGCUGCUGAGAUUGAGAAAGGAGGCAAAGGAAAAGGAGGAGGAGGGUGAUUUGACGCUGGAGGAAUUGGGAGGUGGAAGAGGACGCGCUUCUAGGAUUAGAAUACAUCGACGCUAAGGGGCAAAAACCCCCUCCCCCCCC